This is a messenger RNA of Ostrea edulis (European flat oyster), 1958 nucleotides long. RefSeq lists its product as uncharacterized. Gene Ontology annotation, cellular component: membrane. The record is from RefSeq and is a predicted model, not a curated record. The transcript has 6 exons. The coding region runs from base 323 to 1204 and encodes 293 amino acids. Lineage: Eukaryota; Metazoa; Mollusca; Bivalvia; Ostreida; Ostreidae.
UUUAAAUUCCCCCCAAAGAAAGGGAAUUCGUGUAAAACCUGAUCUUAAUAUUCUAGAUCCCCGGAACUUUUGGCCAUCAAUCUUAUCGGCCAGUGUAAAUACACUUGUUCAUUUAGCGCGGUCCAAUACCAUUCACGGGAGAAGUCCUCGCGAUUUAUCACACAGUUUGGCCACCAUGUAGUAUUGCUUGAUAAAUCACAUGGUCUGUAUCCCACUUUGUACGUUGAAGGAAGAACAUAGAUAUCGAAGCAGCCGUUCAAUGAUGGAUUUGUGAUGGAUAAACGGAUUUUAUAUAUUUAGCUGUGCUAUUUCUUCGAGUGUCAUGGCGGAAAAAUCCAAACUUCGAUAUACCGAAAUAGACGGUGUAGAGACAACUGACAUUGAAAAUUUUCCUUACUCCGCCAUCAAAGCCCUGGGGGCAGUGCAGAUCGGUCUGGGGGUCACGUGCUUGGUGCUGGGACUGCUGGACAUCUUUCUGUAUCUGUUCCUUGACGAUGACGUUGUAAUGGCGGGAGACCCCACGCUGAUGACCCUCACUAUUGCCUCCUCCCCUAUCUGGUGUGGCCUAUGGUUCAGCGUCACUGGGUGUAUGGCAGCCUGCAUGAAUAAAAGAAAUAAGUCCAAUUUGAACUACUUUAAAAUGACCUUUCUAGUGCUUAGCAUCCUUUGUUCCGCGUUGUUUGGCCCUGUUUGUUGCAUCAUGAACAUCGCCAUGGCCGUACUGCGCCAUGAUUUGGAUCCCGCCUCUUAUCGCUGGAUGGUACCCAUUUUGAUUGCCUUCUUCUCCUUCAAUGAGUUGGUAUUCGCCAUUGCUUCUGCCUCCAUCUGUUGUUGCUGUGCUCCAAUCAGGACUACGCAGAUUAGAGUAGUAAUGGCCAGACAGGUGACUGACUCUAACAAAAUGAAUUCUGUUGGGGCCUCAGGGAGGGAAAAAAGCAGCGACUCUUUAGAAAUAUUUACAACCACGGACCGACAUGGCAAUCCCCUAAAGGUGCCCCCGGCGAAUGACACGAAAGAGGACAUUAAGAAUGGGGAUUCACCAAAGGUCGUCAUUCCUCCAAAAGCCUCGAGCAAAAAGCCACACGAAGAGAAUGAUUAUCGACCCUACACCAAGGAGUCCAGUUACGAUAAAAUGAAGCGGCUAGUGUUGCCUAGCUCGUCCUUCCCCCGGACGGAGGAGAUCGAACCACGAGAACAGUUCUGACGUUCAUUUCUAAAUGUCAUAUCUGUUUAAGAUUAUGUUAUUUAUUAUUAUGAUGCUGUUGCUUAUUGUAUUUAAUCUGUGUGCUCACUGCUCAGACUGUGAUCUAUAUAUCCGUCCGAAUGAAGUACUAUUGAAUGUUUUUUAAACAUACAACUGAUCACAUAUGUUUAGGAAUUUCAUUUAUAUAUAUCCAGUUGAACCUCAGUAUCUCAACAUCGAUAUCUCGAAUACCAUGGAUAUGCUGAAGUGAGUUGGAUGUCCUAAAUACAUUUUCUUUUUGUAUUUUAACCUUAUUAUCUCGAAUCCUCGGAUGUCUUGAAGGUUUUUUUUUCCCAUCGACCCUAUCACUUUGGAGAUAACGAGGUUUGACUGUAUUUACGUAUUCUGUGAUCAGUUUUGUUUAUUUCAGUAAUGUGUUGAGUGCAAGCAGUUCUUCAAAGUGAUUAUAUUUGAUACCAGUAAAUGAAUAAGAAUCUAUUUAGUUUUUUACUUGGAUAAAUUUUCUAAUCGCUGAUUUUUUUUACUGAAUAUUCCAUGACUGCCACUUUUUGAGCAUUACAAUACAUUUUGUAUGGAAAUGUGUAUAAAUACAAGUGUAUUGCAUGAAAACCGUAAAUACAUAUAUUUUGUGAUAAUUAUAUGUACAUGUUAUCGUUUUAAAGAUCGUUUGACAUUUUUCUCCUCACCUCAUGAAGGGAUAUAUCAAAAUAUCUAUAAUCAAUAAUUAAUAAACGAUUUACACGUUCUUCUUUAA